This is a messenger RNA of Dreissena polymorpha, 2218 nucleotides long. Its product is annotated as large subunit GTPase 1 homolog. The record is from RefSeq and is a predicted model, not a curated record. Gene Ontology annotation, cellular component: cytosol. Gene Ontology annotation, biological process: ribosomal subunit export from nucleus. Gene Ontology annotation, molecular function: GTPase activity; GTP binding. NCBI's taxonomy places the organism in Eukaryota, Metazoa, Mollusca, Bivalvia, Myida, Dreissenidae.
AUCGCCAUUUGUUUGUCGUGCAUCAUGCAGCGUCAACAUUUACCUUGUUUACACUCUAGUGGCUACAUUUAUUGUCCAUUCUUAAUGAAACUUGUCUGUGGGUGUGUCUGUCCGAAUAUGCUGCGUCGCGUGAACCUCCAAAAUGCUUGAGCUAAAGACAUGCAACUUAACAGGAAUAUUGGAUGAAGAAGAGCGUGACAUCCUGGUAGGAAAGUCGAAAAGUCCGACAAAGAUGAGAUCAAUUUACAUACAGGAUGCAACGGUGGACAGAGUAAAAGUGGCUUUGUGGAGAAACACCAACAAAGACGUCAGAACUGGGGAUUACGUCAAAAUCACUGAUUUGACAAUACACACUUACCAAACAAAGUACACAACUGAAACCAGCUUCAAUUCUACCUACACAACUUCAGUUACUAAAGUCGAACAACCAACUGUACAUGUGACGGUUACAGUAAUAGGUGCCUGUGUACAAGAUGACGUUACAGAACUUCUCCUCAGUGAUGACUCUGUGAGGGCAAUACCUUCACAAUUAUUAAUGGCUGCCCUUCAACAAGAACUUGAUGAAGACUUGGAUCCAGAAUCUUUCUUUGCAGAGAGAAAAACAAACUUAAGGCUGCAAUUAAAAGGAUCAGAAUUGCACACAUCUGAGCUGUCGGAUGGCUUUGAGUGGGGUAGGCUCAACUUGCAGUCUGUCACUGAACAGAACAACCUGGAUGACUUUCUGGCCACCGCAGAACUAGCUGGCACUGAAUUUACUGCAGAGAAGUUGAAUGUGAAGUUUGUACCCCGUGAUUCUGGUGGCUUACCCAGGGGUGAAGACCUGUUGGCCAUACAGGGUCUGCACAAGCAACACGAGAAUCUGCUGAGAAUACCACGCAGACCUCAGUGGAGCACAGAGAUGUCCGCCUCUGAGCUGGACAAAAAGGAAAGACAGGCCUUCCUGGAAUGGAGGAGAUCCCUGGCAUUGCUGCAGGAGGAUGAGAGGAUAGUGAUGACACCCUACGAGAAAAACCUGGACUUCUGGAGACAGCUGUGGAGGGUCAUUGAAAGAAGUGACAUUGUGGUACAGAUUGUAGAUGCCCGUAACCAUCUCUUGUUAUACUGCCCUGACAUGGAGACCUAUGUAGGAGAGGUGGAGCCCGGCAAGGUCUGCCUGCUGCUGGCCAACAAGGCUGAUCACCUGACUAAGGAGCAGAGGCAGUUAUGGGCCUACUAUUACAGAGAAGGUAUCAGGUUUGCGUUCUGGUCUGCAGUGAAGGAGUCACUACGUCAGGAGCAGGAGGAGAAACAGGAGAAAUAUGACUCUCAGACUGAGGAAGAGGGGACGAUACACAUGUUGAAGGGAUUGCACACUGGAAGAAAGGCUCACAAGGGACUAGUCACUGUCGGAAUGGUUGGCUACCCCAAUGUUGGCAAGAGCUCCACAAUCAAUGCCAUCUUGAAGAUGAAGAAGGUUCCAGUGUCGGCAACUCCUGGAAGAACCAAACACUUUCAGACGCUGUACGUGGUUCCAGAGUUGAUGCUGUGUGACUGCCUAGGCCUGGUGUUCCCCUCGUUUGUAACCACCAAGGCUGACCUCGUGGUCAGUGGGAUCCUGCCUAUAGACCAGAUGAGAGACUACAUACCUCCAUCAUUAUUGCUGUGUGAGAGGCUGCCCCGCUGGGUGCUUGAGACCACGUACGGGAUCAACCUGCCAGCCCCUGGGGAGGGGGAGGACCCCCACAGACCCCCCACAGCGUACGAGCUCCUUAAUACAUAUGGAGCCAUGCGAGUAUACAUGACGUAUAGGGCAGUACCAGACAUGCCACGAUCUUCAAGGUAACUCCUGAAGGACUAUGUCAAUGGCAAGCUGUUGUACUGCCACCCACCUCCCGAUGUGGACCCAGAGGCGUUCAACAAGUUUGAAGAAAGGAGACUAGUCAAGGCCGGCCCUGCUGGCAGUGGGGACCAGCCGGGGUCAUCAGACAACACACAGCCACUGCCGCCCAGCAAGAUUGAUGCAGACAUCUUUAGAAAGAGGACACCAUUAUUGCCAAAUCUCCAUAAAACUUGGAGUUUUCUAGUGCAUACAAAAACAACCCACAGUGACAAGCCUGGUACCCCGUCAUCUGGAGCUGGGAGCCAGACUAGUGUAGCAGGCAAACCGUGUAAGAAGCACAACAACAGAGGCAAGAAAAAGAAACUAAGGCGGGUCUACGGGUACCUUUAUAAGUGUUGA